UCAUUAACUUGGCACAUUGGCAUUCAACAAAACGUGAACGGAGCUGUGUGUGCACGUUAAUUUUUUUUCAUAAAAUAUUUAAAUUUAGGUUGGUGAACAAAAAAUUCGAUAAUUGCCCACAACGUGUGAAUAACAAUAAAAUAAUAAUACAACAAAAGAUUGAAACAAAUUGGCGAAUAUCAAAAAUAUCCAAACUCUGGUGCAACCAACCGCAGACAGAUUUGUGGUGUACGUGACUUUUGUGCUUCUUGCAAUGGUGGCCAACAUAUUUACAAGUAAAGACCAAAAAUAUUAGCAACAACAACAUAGCCUACAUAGAUGUUUGUGUUAUAGCUCGCUUCUAAUGCUCAUUAGAGAUAAAGGUUGAUGUAACGACAGAGGUCAUUUGAUGCCAAGAGAAAGACGUUUCGUGUAAAGAAAAGAAAAAGGGAUAUAUUUACAUAAAAAUAAAAGAAAUUGACAUUUAUUUUCGUUACCAACUACAACAAACCAAAUAAAGUGCAUUGAUAACAAUUAAAUAGCAACAGACAAAGAAUCUUAUAUUUGUCGACGUCAGUAUUGAAAACGGUGAUAAGUUCAAUUUGAAUAACCUUGCUGCUUGCGCCCCUCCACCGCCAAGAAUUGUUUGCAAUCGUUACCGUCUGCAUUUUUUUAUUUUUGUAUUGCCUUCCUGGUUACAAAAAAUCGGAUACGGAAAACAAUUUAAGUUUGGAUCUUAACGUUGCUGAUUUAAAAACCAGCGUUUAAAAGCUACCAUCAUGUUGGACAUAGUCCAACCAAAUGCUGACAUAACCAGCGCCAUGCCACAAACAAUUUCUGCAAUUUCGGACACCUCUACCGAUGUUGUGGUAGUAAGGGCUAAACCAAAAAAAGUUUUUAAGCCGAAGGCCCGCUUGAAUCGCAUACCUCAGGCAUUGCUUGAUGAUCCUUUGCUACAAAAGGCCAUAGAUCGCUUACCGGCAAAUUACAAUUUUGAGAUACACAAGACAAUAUGGCGCAUCAAGGAGAUGAAAGCGAAACGUGUUGCCCUGCAAUUGCCCGAAGGUCUUCUCAUGUAUGCUAUGGUUAUCAGUGAUAUUAUCGAAACAUUUACACAGGCUGACACCGUUAUAAUGGGCGAUGUGACUUAUGGAGCUUGUUGUGUUGAUGACUAUACUGCCAAAGCCUUGGGAGCUGAAUUGUUGGUACAUUACGGUCACAGCUGUUUAAUACCCGUUGACCAGACUGAGGGCAUUAAAGUUUUGUAUGUGUUUGUAGACAUAAAAAUUGAUCCCCUGCAUUUCUUGGAUUCCGUAAAAGUUAAUUUCAAACCUGAAGAUGGACAGAUGGCCUUGGUUAGUACCAUACAAUUUGUGACAACAUUACAAGCAGCUUCACAAGAACUUAAAGCGGCCGGUUAUGAUGUGAUUGUUCCCCAGGCAAAACCUUUAAGCCCUGGAGAAAUAUUGGGCUGCACCUCUCCCACGCUGCCUGAUAGCACAAAGCUGAUUAUUUACCUGGGAGAUGGGAGAUUUCAUUUGGAAUCAGCCAUGAUAGCAAAUCCCAAAAUAAAGGCCUACAAAUACGACCCAUAUGAGAAAAAAUUCACCAUUGAGGAAUACGAUCACAAAGUUAUGCAAGAAAUGCGCUACUCAGAAAUUGACAAAGCCAAAAAUGCCAGGAAAAUCGGCAUAAUUUUGGGCACAUUGGGUCGCCAAGGUAGUGCAAGAGUUCACAAAUUCCUAGAAAAACGCAUUAAAGCCAAAGGAUUUGAAUGUACCACAAUACUGCUCUCUGAAAUAUUCCCCCAAAAAUUAGACUUGUUCCAUGACAUCGAUGCUUUUGUACAAAUAGCCUGCCCUCGCCUAUCCAUUGACUGGGGUUCAGCUUUUACCAAGCCCUUAUUGAACCCCUAUGAAUUAUCCGUCGUUUUGGAAGAUGUCGAAUAUACACCACAUAAUAAAGCACCCAAACAAGACUCAUACCCUAUGGACUUCUAUGCCAGCGGUAGUUUAGGACCCUGGACACCCAAUUUUAAACCCCCAGCAUUGGGUGAAUGUGAAAAUAAACCUUCAGCUGCCUGUUGUGGUCGUUGUACUCGAGCCGAACUGGAGAAAGAUGAUAGCGAUUCGAUGAAACAAGCGGCUAUUGAUGAUAUUUUAGACUUUAAAAAGGGAUAGAGAUUCUAUUGGGGAAGCAUCGGUUGCAACUUGCGUAAGACUUCCAUUGGUUUUUAUAUCUCACUGGGUUGAUAAACCACACAGCAUAUAAAUGUGAUUCGCUAUUGCUUUAAUAAGAUCUAACCUAUUGGAGGGUAUAUGAAUCAUGCUUUUGUAAAUAUAUAUUUCUUAUGUUUAUUGGAGACUUAAUCUCUAGCUUAAACACACCUGUUUUCAAACAAUUUUAUUUUGUUUUGGUAUUCUCAUUUUAUACUCCUUAGAAACAAAAAAAGUUUUAGUUACAAUUUUUGUAUGUAUUUUAUUUAAAAUCAAAUAUAUAAUUAGGUUAUUUCGUUUUUUUAAUUUUUGCCCAGAAGCAAAACAAGCUAAAUAAAAUAUAAGUGAUAAUGCACAUUCGUAUAUAUCGAUUUGUUUAAUUAGCACUACAUGGACAGCGGAAGUAUGUGGUGUGAAAAGAGAGAGAAAGAGAGUAUCCAGCUUAUUUAGCCAGAUAAAUAAAUUGGAAGUUAAUUUAAACAAACAGCAAUGUAUGUACUUCCAAAAAU
Molecule: messenger RNA, 2704 nt
Organism: Stomoxys calcitrans (stable fly)
Lineage: Eukaryota; Metazoa; Arthropoda; Insecta; Diptera; Muscidae
Gene: Dph1
Product: 2-(3-amino-3-carboxypropyl)histidine synthase subunit 1
Exons: 3
Coding region: 759-2159 (466 amino acids)
Biological process (GO): protein histidyl modification to diphthamide
Molecular function (GO): 2-(3-amino-3-carboxypropyl)histidine synthase activity
Source: RefSeq, a predicted model, not a curated record